Molecule: messenger RNA, 1010 nt
Organism: Daphnia pulicaria
Lineage: Eukaryota; Metazoa; Arthropoda; Branchiopoda; Diplostraca; Daphniidae
Exons: 8
Coding region: 86-901 (271 amino acids)
Source: RefSeq, a predicted model, not a curated record
CGCAACCGCAUUCAAAAGAAAUACUAGCUAGUUUUCCUUUUUAUUCACGCCAUAUUCGAACUAUCAGUAAGUUGGUGUCUCAAGAAUGCGAACGAAUUUUUUGUUUCUGCUCUUUGUAAUCGCGUCCAUUAUCGAAUCUUCAGCUGCCCGAAAAGGUGGAGGACGUAUUAGAUUUCCUACUACACCUCGUUCCAGAAAAACAGUACCGGUAUUGAAGUGCUACUCGUGCGAUGACGCCCAUUUGUGUGCAAUCAAUCCGGUAGUUUAUGCCAGGGAAAUAAUUUGUCCAAAAGGGGAACUAUGCAGUGUACAACGCAAAGAAUUGCCUGCCACUACUGAUUUCAACAAAUCCGGCGGAGUCAAAUCUUCUAAUACAAAAACGACGGAAUUUAUUUCCGCACCGAAUAAUUUCGAUAACGAUAGUAUGUCGUUGGCACGAGUGUCCAUUUGGCGAGGCUGCAAAUCACCUGUUUCCGUAAACCAUACUUCAUCUUAUUUGACGACACAUUUCUGUGCAGAUGAUUUGUGCAAUCAAGGCGACGGACGUCUCAAAUGUUACAAGUGUAAUGGAACGGGUAUUCACGACAAGUGCAUGGUGAAUCCAUUAGCCGUAGCGAAACAAGUCAUCUGUCAGGCGAAUGAAGCUUGUUAUGUGAAACGAUUUACGAUGGCAGAUAAUUCCACGUCACGGGAUCUGGAGAACCAAUGGGUUUCUAGAGGUUGUAUCCAGUCUGGUGUCGUUAAUGUAAGGAAAUACAGAUCAAAUCAUUCCAUCACAGCGAUUUGUCGUAUUGGCGAUUAUUGCAACAGGAUGAACGCCUUAACCCUCGAUUCUACUUCAGAGUUGCGCGUAUCGCUAACAAUUGUCGGCCUGGCCUUCCUGUUUACUCUUCUCUUUUGACACUUUUCGCAACAACGUCGGUCUGAAAUCAGUUUAUUGUUAUUCGUAAGAAUUUUUGUUUAAGGAUGGGAUUUCUGGCGCUGUUGAUAAUACCAAUUUGGUUAACUUU